UUGGUGGUGGACAGAUGCCCCCGCCAAUCCCCCAAUUGCCGCCACAAAUGUUCACGACGGCAGCACAACUGCUCGACUUGACCGACAAGAAACUCAUGGUAUCACUCCGCGACGGCAGGAAGUUGAUUGGCGUUUUGAGGAGUUGGGACCAGUUCGGAAACCUCGUCCUCCAGGAUACAGUGGAACGUCUCUUCGCGCAGAACCUCUAUGCCGAUGUCGAGCGUGGUCUCUUCCUCGUCAGAGGAGAGAACGUCUUGCUGCUCGGUGAAAUCGAUUUGGACAGAGACGACUACGUGCCUCCGAGCUUCAAGCAAGCACCCGUGGAUCAAGUAUUCGACCUUCACAAGCAAGAGCAGGCACAAAAGAAGAAGCAGGAAAAGAUCAGAAACAAGAAGCUGGCCGCCUACGGUUUUGAGGGCGAACACUCCGGAGAGGCUAUCCUGUGAGGCGCUUCUGCCGAACAUGAACGGGACACACGAAACUUUUGCCAUGACCAACCACUGCAUCAAAUGUGCUGGUCAAGCUCUUUCAGCCUCGCAACGAUACCCGCGUCAGAGAUCUAGUCUGUCAUCAAAGGGUCCACGACCCGACGGCUGUGAUCGUCUCACGUCGAAAGUAGACGAUGGGCGUUCGACCUUGCGAGUAUGGUUAUCAG
Messenger RNA from Aureobasidium subglaciale EXF-2481, 655 nucleotides. RefSeq lists its product as uncharacterized. Gene Ontology annotation, biological process: deadenylation-dependent decapping of nuclear-transcribed mRNA. The record is from RefSeq and is a predicted model, not a curated record. The transcript is spliced from 4 exons. Bases 15 to 446 code for a protein of 143 amino acids. NCBI's taxonomy places the organism in Eukaryota, Fungi, Ascomycota, Dothideomycetes, Dothideales, Saccotheciaceae. Gene Ontology annotation, molecular function: RNA cap binding. Gene Ontology annotation, cellular component: Lsm1-7-Pat1 complex; P-body.